AUGCCCCAUGACAACGACCUUGGAAGGCUUUCAACUUGCACCUCUUGUCGCUUCAAGGAGAACAGGUCUAACUACUGGACUGCUGUCCUCUACUUCAAAGCAAGAAAUGGAUCGUUCAUAAGAGUUCCUCAAAUGCCUAACCAAUUCACAGGAACCUAUAAUGGCGGCGCGACUAUAUAUUACAUCCAACCUAUCGGUUCUAACCAACGUGUCACCGCCUUCCCCAAGGGUUUCCGUAUGAUCGUCGGCGACCCAUUCUCCCGAGCCCGAAAGACUUCGGGUACCAACGACAUCGACGCCCGUGCGAUUACCUUCCGCUGCUUCGGUCCCAACUUCCAGAGCGACCCCAGCUUCAUCCACCCUGGCACUGGUAAUCGCGAUACCGUCGCACUCCCUACUGGACGAUGCGAAGGUGGCAUUCGUUCCAACAUCUUCUUCCCAUCAUGCUGGAAUGGGAGGGACAUCGAUCCUCCGGACCACUCUUCCCACAUGGCAUUCCCCACUGGAACGAUUGGGCGUGACGGCCUUUUCUUCCACGUUGGCUCCUGUCCUUCAUCCCAUCCCACGCGCAUGCCACUUCUCUUCAUUGAGAUUGUUUGGGAUACCCGUCAAUUCAACUCUCAAUGGCCCACAGAUGGCAGUCAGCCCUUCGUUCUUUCCAACGGUGAUCCGACUGGCUAUGGUCAACAUGGCGAUUACGUCUUUGGAUGGCAAGACGAUUCCCUUCAACGCGCCAUGGACCAGUGCACAGAUAUUGGUGGACAGCCUGAAAGCUGCCGUGUGCUUACCAGGAAUAGCGACGCUGAGAUGGACCGAUGUACUCUUCCCACCGUCGUCAACGAGCGUGUUGAAGGAGUAUACCUCAACGAACUCCCUGGCUGCAACCCCCUCCAGAAUGGCCCCAACCCCGCUACCAUGGUCAGGGACUGCCGCGCCCUCUCGACCACUGGUGUCGGAGGCCCUGUCGUCACCAAUCCUCCUGUUGUCACGAACCCUCCAGUCGUUCAACCACCUCCUCCUGUCACCAACCCUGGAGCGCCUCUCCAGACUCGAUAUGGCCAGUGCGGUGGUCAAGGGUGGACUGGACCUACCCAGUGCCAGCCCCCGUAUGCUUGCCAGGUUUCGAACCAGUGGUACUCUCAGUGUAUCUGA
Molecule: messenger RNA, 1152 nt
Organism: Coprinopsis cinerea okayama7#130
Lineage: Eukaryota; Fungi; Basidiomycota; Agaricomycetes; Agaricales; Psathyrellaceae
Exons: 5
Coding region: 1-1152 (383 amino acids)
Biological process (GO): carbohydrate metabolic process
Cellular component (GO): extracellular region
Molecular function (GO): cellulose binding
Source: RefSeq, a predicted model, not a curated record